AUUGAGUCCGACAAGCAAUAAUAAUUCAGCCUAUACCCUACCCGUAUUACCGGUGGAACCAGUUGGCGUGUGUCGUUGUUCCUGUCUUGACUGCCACAGCAGAUUGUUAUUUUGACGUGAAUCGGCUCCACAGACGUGUCGUGUGUAACAAUAUUGAGUAGACGUCGAGUAUUGGUCGGCUAACGGAACGUUGUCUGCAUUGCAUGCUCUAAAUAGCCGACACCAACGUCCAGGCUUCUCUUUUAUCGAGCACACCAGGAGGGGGAAACAAGAAGAGAUGACGAUAAAGAAAACAACGAAGUAUUUUUAUUCGUAGAAUUGUCCUUCAGUGUCGUCUGUUACGAUCAUUCCUGUUGCUUAAAUGAAUUUCCUGCGUAAUCGUGUGGUGGUUCUGGGCCUGGUGUUGCUGGCCACCGUCCUGCUGUACCUGCUGCUGCCGUCAAUACGUCAGGGCAUCAUGGAGCCGUCCCCCGACGCGCAAAGACCUGUCUUCUUGGCUACUUCUCCCCCUGCACUUCCCAACCUCAAUGUGUCAGUUCACACCGGACAGCUUCCUGGAGACCCGCCGCUCUUUUUCCGUGAAGCUUUACCCCUGGACUCGGCUGGACGCCAGAUACUGCCCAGGUUACAAGUAGUACUUCUGCAUGGGCAGGCUUUCACCUCUAAAACCUGGGAAGAUCUUGGCACCAUGGCCCUGCUCGCAAGUAAUGGAUAUCAUGCUUUAGCCAUGGACCUGCCAGGUUAUGGCAAGUCUCCCAGCUCGGAGGCUCUAAAAAAUGACCAGAACCGAGUGGGCCUGCUCUCCAGGUUCAUGGAAUCUCUGGGCGUGAGGUCAGCGGUGCUGGUGAGUCCCUCCAUGAGCGGACAUUACUCCAUCCCUUUCCUCAUGAAGAACAGCGCACAGCUGCGCGGCUUCGUUCCCAUCGCGCCUGUUGGUACGCGCAGUUACACACCACAGGAGUACCAGAAUAUUCAGACGCCGACACUCAUUGUGUUUGGGGCCCUGGACACUAAUCUGGGCGCCCAGUCUCACAAGAAUCUGGCCCAGCUCCCACAUUACUCCGUGCUCAAGUUGGACGAAGCUCGUCACGCGUGCUACAUGGAUAAACCGCGAGCAUUUCACCAAGGACUCAUCGACUUCCUCAGCAAGCUUAAGUGAGACAGAAAGAAAAUAUGACAUUUUUUUUCUGCCUGGUCGGCUUGUCAGAAUGAAUACAAAGUACCAGUAGAGUGAAAAAAACAAGUUGCCUCUAUUUUGAAGCUAUAAUCAUAAAUAUAUAAUUUAUGACACCAAAAGACUUACAAAGGUUGCGAGUAAAUAGAUAUGAUCAAAAUAGUAUCAAAUUCAUGGAGAUUCCCGAGCCAUUUUGAGAGUUAAUGAGCUAGUCAGUCACGUGAUCCGUGACGUAGCGGUGGAAACCACAGAUCCCUUCCCCAUCAACAACAAUACUGAUCAAGCAGACUUUGUGAGAGCCAACAAAAAUUAUUUUAGGACAAAUGAUCUAAAACUUUAUAUUUUUGAGCUCGAACACAAGAAAGAUGUGCAAAAAGUUUUAAAAAUUGAGUGCUAAACGGAUGCAACUUUAUUGAAACACUAAAGUAUCAGCAGCAUUGCUAGGUGCUACACAUAAAAACUAACCAUAAUAAAAACAAACACUUACUGUACAAUUUCCACUCUCGCUUGGCUGCCGACAAACAGGACGCUAAAAUAAUCUUCUUUUUAUGAAGUUUCAACCGCAAUUCUUACAAAGGGUUAAAAAAAAAAAAGUUGCCGCAACUACGCCUUUUUAGACAUCUUGGGGGAUAUCAAAUUAAACCAAUCCCUCAGUCCGUAGCCACAUUUGUCUACUAUCGGGUGAGAGAUGCAUUAAUUAUAAUCUAGAAUUAACUUUCAACAUGUUUGAGACAAUGCAAAAGCAGCUGCCCUCUUAGUGUAUCAACAAUAGCAGCGUAAGCUAGUAUUAACUCACUGAUAACAAGACCCCACUAAAAUAGGCCGUCUGUGUUAGCGCUUAUAAUAACAAUAUCACUCAUAUUUGUUUAAUAUCCAGGUCAUGACAUUUGAAUGGAAUAUUGUUGGUGGUUUGUGAAUGUUUUUAGAGGGUUUAAUUGGCGUAGUUGACUCAAUUGUGGGCUAUUUAUUCAAGAUUUUGAAUGCAAAAAAAAAGCCAACCAUAUAUGUUCUUGUCUUGCAUAAGGAUUGUGAAUGAUAAACAGCACGUCUCUCUCCAAUUUGUGUGUGUCUCCAGUAUGACUCUUCUGAUAACAUUGUCAAAAUGGCCGUCUGAAAUUGGGGCAUUUUGUGAUGUUUCAACGGUAUUUUCACAUACUUUGCAGAUUGUAAAUAAAAUUGGAUGUGGUUUAUUGGGUACCAAGAAACAAUUAAGCAUAUAAAAUCAACUUGUUUUUUCACUCUAUUGGUACUUUAAAGAUUCCCACCUCCUUUUUAUGUAUUCAUAUCCAUCAUAUGUGCAAUAAGCCUUCACUUGUAAAGUCGGGUAAGGGUUAUUUCAUGCCUCUUUGCAUGCAAAAACAAACAAAAAAAAGCAUUACAUUUUGUGUCCCUGUUGCCUUUUUGUAGGUGGGUGGGAGGUAAAUAUGCAAAUGUAGCAGCAGCAGUAGAUGCAUGUGUGUGUUUGGGAAUGUCACUUCUCGUUUCAGCUCAAAAAAAACAAAGCUCAUUCUCUUCAACAUGGGAGAAAAUUAUUGUCAACAUUUGAAAGCAAAACCUGUUUAUUUAUAUGAUAAUAAAGUAUAUAAGUCUAAUAUA
Nerophis ophidion (straightnose pipefish) is the source of this 2770-nucleotide messenger RNA. It is a transcript of the gene abhd14a, whose product is annotated as abhydrolase domain containing 14A. The record is from RefSeq and is a predicted model, not a curated record. Bases 362 to 1159 code for a protein of 265 amino acids. Lineage: Eukaryota; Metazoa; Chordata; Actinopteri; Syngnathiformes; Syngnathidae. Gene Ontology annotation, cellular component: cytoplasm. The transcript has 5 exons.